AUGAUUCUGGCAAAGUUGGGAAUAAAUAUUACGGCACCGAUGCGCUGUGUGCGGAUGCUGAGCAGCAAGAGCAUCACGGGGGCGUGGGUGUUGCCGCAGACUAUGGUGAAGGUGUGGACUUUCUCUCCAUCAACCGUGGGUCUGACAAAACAGCUGCAGUUCCACAGAUACAGCUCCGACCUAUCAAAGCACAUUCCGGGGGAGGCUAAACUUACAAACGAUUUGAAAGGCCGGAUUCCCCAAUUUCCUCUUGGAAAGGAGAACGUUCCAACACUUCUUCCUAGACCUGGGGUUCCUCAGCCAGGAAGAGACAUGCCUUUGAAAAGGAUGAUCAAAAUCCUCAAAUCAAAGACGGAACCGGAGCUCAUUUACGACGCAGAACCUCACAAAUUGUGGUUUUUUGCCAGUGUGUGUUUGGGAUUGUUAUACAUCAUCUAUGGAUUGAAUGCUCUAUCCAUAGGAUUGGAACUGGCUUGGACAACAUUUAGCGCAAACGACCUCCAAUUGCCACAGAACGCGAGGUAUCUACAGCUUGUGUCACAGGGAGGACUGACAAUCAUUUUGGCGAUUAUGCCUGCUGUUGCCGGUUACAUGCUGCUGAUGACACCAACGAGGCUGAUCAGACGGAUGUGGUAUCUACCAGGCCCCGUGGAUCACGUCAAGUUCUACACGCACCCACUGAUCCCCGGAAGGCCAACUCCUGUCAUUACAAUUCCUUUGGAGCAGAUAAACAGGCACGGGAAGGCGAAAAUCUGGACAGGACGUGGGUUUUACGGUACAUCCGAUAAGCUGUUUUUCUUCUUUCUCUGGGAGAAAGGUCACAGAUUCCCUUGGAUUGUCGAUCGCAAGGGCUUUUUCUGGGGAGACGGCCGUGUUUUUGAUGUAAUGUUUGGAAAGGAAAGCAUACAAGAGGCGGAAUCUGGGCUCACCUAUGAUGAUAAGAUUGGGCUAUUGCUGGAGGAACGCAAACGCAAGAAGAAGGAGUUGAAAGAGAAGGACGGAAUUGCGUGGAGGUUCAAGGCAACGGGAAGACUGAUGAAGGAUGACAUUUCCAAGAUCCAGAAGCUGUUAGGAGAGGAUGCGAAAAAGACAGAGAAGGUUAUUGGAAAGGGAGAAGAGAAGGGGAAGACAGGCAAGGCUAUUGAGAACGCAGAUGAGGCAGAUAAGGCAGAUAAGCCAAAUCAGGCUUGA
This is a messenger RNA of Kuraishia capsulata CBS 1993, 1191 nucleotides long. RefSeq lists its product as uncharacterized. NCBI's taxonomy places the organism in Eukaryota, Fungi, Ascomycota, Pichiomycetes, Pichiales, Pichiaceae. The transcript has a single exon. The coding region runs from base 1 to 1191 and encodes 396 amino acids. The record is from RefSeq and is a predicted model, not a curated record.